Molecule: messenger RNA, 3291 nt
Organism: Amphibalanus amphitrite
Lineage: Eukaryota; Metazoa; Arthropoda; Thecostraca; Balanomorpha; Balanidae
Exons: 4
Coding region: 248-2221 (657 amino acids)
Source: RefSeq, a predicted model, not a curated record
GGCCAGUCAGCCGCCACAGCCGUAGGAGGUCGGACGUGCCCUGACCAGCUCCCGACAGCACCGCCAGCUCAGCGCCGCGCCGCACCGCGCCAGAAAGCUCACUGCAGCACCGGCUUCCAAUCAGUGCCCGCCGUACAGAAUGGCUGAAAUCUACCGCCCGGUCCGUCCGCCCUACUGGACCCGCCCCGGCCGGCCGCGCCCCGGCCCGGGCCGCUGAGCGCAGCCCGCCACCCGCCGUCGUCUCGCCAUGCUCAAGUGGCUGCAGGGCGAGCGGCGCGUCGGCUCCGGCGAGCCGCUGCUCACCGACGACCCGCUGGCGACCAUAGCCGGACGGGGACAGCACCGCCGACGUCCCCAGCCUGUCUACAGCGUAACACGGGUGAACCCGCUGUACAGAGAGGGACCGACGGUGCUGACAGCCCCCGACGGCCGUGGAGACGCCGAGCUCAGUGGCGACUACAUCCUGCCGUACUCGCCGGCGUACGAGCCACCCGGCUCGCCGGAGUACGCCCGGCCCGUCUCCGCCGGCGAUAGCGCCCCGGGUGGAGACCUGGAUACGGAGCGGUUGAGCGUGACCUCUGCGGGUCCCGCCCGGCGACCAGCGAGGACCCCGCCACCGCCGCCAGCGCCGCCGCCACGCAGGGCGCUCCAGCUGCGGCAGAGCCAUGGCUGGGCCGGCCUAGAUGUGCUCAAGAUGGAUAGCGAGUUCGUGAGUGGGAUGUCUGUAAACCUGGCGAGACUGAGACCCAAGCCCGGAGAGGAGCGCAGGACGACGUCGUCACGGCAGAGGACGGCAAGGAAGGCGGCAGUCAGACGAAGGCCGCCAUCCCGCCAGACGCUCGUGGCAAACCCCGAGUUCGUCAAGAGCGUCGUGGUGACGACGAUUAGCGCGCAACCGGCAGAGUGUCCGAAAACAACCAUCACGAAAAAUUCAGAGUAUGUGGUGUUCAUUGGAUUCAGGUGUCGCCACACGAAGUCGGUUGCGCCGCCAUCAUCCAGCAACGCUUGUCCCAACAUCACCGUUGAGCUGAACCCUGUCUUCGUCAAAAGAAUCUCUCCGAACUGUCGUCAUUUGCAGGACGCUCCAUCUCAUCGAGAUUGGACCAAAAGUCUUCCUGCGCCAUCAUUCGUCAUCGGUUCUCCUUCGCAGGCCCCAUCUUUCUUCAUCUCAUCUCCCAAGAACGAAGUUCCUGCCCUCCGUUCAUCUGCGCCACCGCUGGACACAGGCCCAGAUUCCAUCGUCACAGACUCUCUCCUCGUACUGACUUCUCCCGAACUUUCCCCGGCGGCCACGCUGCAUCCGCGCCCCCUGACUCCCGCCCUUUCGUUUGGGGACCAGCUAACCCCUGACCAUGUCCUGGCUCAGUUCAGUCAGGUCAUUGCCAACAGUCGCUCUGUGUCGCUGGUCCGCCGUGCCGGCAGCGACGCGCGAUCUUCGGCGGGCUCGUCGACAGGCUCGGUGGGCUCGUCGCAGGCGUCGCGCGGCUCUGGCCGACCCGACCCGGCCCUGGCCGCCGCGCCGGUGGCCUUCGUCACCGACCUCUGGCAGCGCUCCGGGCUGCGCACCAACGGCCGCAAGCUGCUGGUGAACGAGGAGGGCGAGGAAGAGACGUGGCCGGAUGCUGGCGGCAGGCGGCCCAGCGACGGUCGCACGCCGUCGCCGCCUGUUCCUCCACGGCUGCCCAUCAGCCACGGCUGGCUCCAGCGGCUGGCCGAGCUGCCCGGCCUGCGGCCGACGCCCACCGUCCGCGCUGCCGAACCUCUCGACCCGAACGCCCUCACGGCUGUCGUGGUCGAGCCGGCUGUAGCCACGGCGCCCUCGGGCCCGGCCAGCGUCCCCUCGGGGCGGCACGUCAAGUUUGCUGGCGCUGACGGCGACUUCCGACUGGGUCCGCCGUCUCUGGGCGCCCCCGAGCAGCAGCGCCUGUGGAACACCUACUACGGCGCCGGCUCCGGCAGCGGCUACGGCGCGCUGCAGCCGGCGCCGCUCCAUCUGCAGGAGGUGAAGAGAGCCGCCGGUCUUCAUGACCGCAAGGUGAGCGAGUUCACGCUGGACUCGCGCGGUGCCUCCGCCCUCAAGGAGCGGGCCGAGGCGAGCCGGCGCACCCGGCGUCUGUGGCGGACUGCCGUCGUGGUACUCGUGCUGGCCGCCCUGGUUGGCAGCAUCAUGCUCAUCAGCUGGUACUGCACCAAGGGCAGGCACCUGUUCGGCGCCCUCUAGCCGUCCGGACCCGCGCGCGGAUCGUGGUGAACGAGCCAGUCGCCUCCGUGGCUGGCACAAUGUCGGCCGCCGCCUUAGCGGGUCCAGCCGCGGCAGGAGCCGGCUCGACUUUUGAGCGGCUUGGCUGAAUGUGCUGCAUUCGUCACAGUGUCGACAUAUUUUUGUACUUGUGUGCCAAUGCGCUGUUUCCGAGCGCCAAUGCCUGAAGGUAUUAGACUCGGUUAGGCGACCUGGCACAAAUUGCAUUCGAAAACGUGUGCAUCUCAGCAUUUUAUCGUGUAUAAAGUAUCGCGUCUCGUCUUACUUGAAAGGAUUAAGCUUCAGUCAUCUUCGUUAUGUCGGAAUCUCGAAUUUGGAAACCCCAGUCAUUCACUCGUACUUUUCUGUAGUUAUUCUGUUUUCUCCUCCCACGCGAGCGACUGCUUUGGUAAAUAUGCUUUACUCGCUGUUAUCCGCCUUGUACAUUGUUCUUUCAUCAUGACGUCAUUGAAUCCUGAAUGUGACGCCGCACUUCAGUCCAUAAUAACCAUAAUCGCUAGUGUACCCUACGACUUCCUUGAGGAGUUUAAAAAGUGUAUGGCUCUGUGUUUGUACGAAUGCUAAAGCUCGCAUUAGAUUACGUUUCGCUAAAGGAAAGCUUUUUAACCUCUGACGAGUGACGAUAUCACAAACAGUCUAGAAGCAGCCGGACUAGCUAGAACGCUAGAGAACAUAAACGCCUCACGAUUUUUCAUUUUAAGAAGGAUGCUUCUCCGUCUUGCGUCUGUAUUGUAGUCUUCCCCAGCUGCCAACAACACGUUUGAUACUGCAUAUAUCGUAUUUCUCGCUUCUCUUCCCCCAAAACCAGUCGCGGACGUUGCUAGCUUAGCGGUAGCUUAGCUGUUUUGAGCCGGUGUGUGCCGAGGACCGGCCGCGCGAGGUGCGGCCCAGUUGGUUCGUGUAAUGACCGACAGAUGUCUCUGUACGGUCUGCCGGGACCAUCGUGCCGUCUCAUGCUACGCCCAUGUGAGCGUAGUUUUGUAUGAUAUUUAUUUGUAUUGCAUAUGUUGAUAAUAAACAACGAAAGCUGA